AUGGUCUAUAAUACCCCAAGUUCAGAGCCAUUAGAUCUAAGAGCCGUGACGAAACCCAGUGUUCUUGCAGAAGAUCAAAAGCGCCAAAGGCAUAGUUCCUCCAGUCACCCCAAGAAUCGCCAUCUUGAAGAUACACAAAGCCACCCAAGCGCGUCAGAAUGGAGCGCUCAAAAACGCGAAGAUGGAAAACGGGAGCUGACAGAAGACGAUUGCUAUGAAAAACUCGGUUAUAGUUUUCCGUCGUGGAAGAAAUGGACAAUCCUAACUGUGAUUUUCACAGUACAAAUGUCUAUGAACUUUAAUACGAGUGUUUAUCCAAACGCAGUGACGCCUUUGUCGGAGCACUUUGGUAUCAGCGAACAGGCAGCUCGGGUUGGGCAAAUGAUCUUCUUAGUCUUCUAUGCUUUCGGAUGUGAACUAUGGGCACCCUGGAGCGAAGAAUUCGGACGAUGGCCAAUUAUGCAGCUCAGUUUGUUUUUGGUCAAUAUUUGGCAGAUUCCCUGUGCCUUAGCUCCAAACUUCGGUACUAUUGUUGUCUGUCGUGCUUUAGGUGGGCUUUCAUCUGCGGGAGGAUCGGUAACUUUAGGGAUGACGGCUGAUAUGUGGGAAGCCAACGAUCAGGGAUUUGCCGUCGCCUACGUGGUCCUCUCUUCCGUUGGGGGAACCACCAUAGGUCCGAUAUUUGGAGGCUUAAUUCAACAAUACCUGUCUUGGCGUUGGAAUUUCUGGAUUCAACUUAUUUUUGGUGGUGUCACCCAGUUAAUGCAUAUGCUGCUCGUCACUGAGACUCGUUCAACCAUUUUAAUCGACCGGGAAGCCAAGCGACGCCGUCGAUCUGGUGAAGACCUCAACGUCUACGGGCCUGGUGAACUGAAAGAAAAUCACCUCGAAGUGAAAGAAAUACUCUACAUCUGGAGGCGCCCCUUUGAAAUGUUCCUCUGUGAGCCGAUCGUUCUCUUCCUUUCCCUGCUGUCUGGCUUCUCAGACGCAUUGAUAUUCACAUGUAUCGAGUCAUUUACUCUGGUGUUUAAACAAUGGAACUUCAAUACUGUGCAGAUUGGCUUAACUUUUAUCGCUAUUGUUGUGGGCUAUCUCCUUGCUUACUUUGUUUUUCUUCCUGACCUUGCUCGCCAACGUCAUAUUCGUAACAAAUAUGGCGAUACAUCACGACUCCCGGAACGUCGUCUUCUCCUGCUUCUCUUCAUUGCGCCUUUGGAAACUAUUGGCCUAUUUGGGUUCGCGUGGACGUCAAUGGGACCAGACUAUACUCCUUGGAUUGCUCCGUUGAUAUUUGUGUUCCUGAUUGCCAUCGCAAAUUAUUCUAUUUAUAUGGCAACUAUUGACUACAUGGUUGCAGCCUAUGGGGAAUACUCUGCUUCUGCAACUGGUGGCAAUGGAUUUGCUCGAGACUUCCUAGCUGGUAUUGCGGCCAUGUAUUCAACCCCGAUGUAUAGCAAUAUUGGGGGUAAAUUCCAUCUGCAGUGGGCUAGCACAAUUCUCGGCUGCCUGGCCUUUUUUGUGGCCAUUCCGAUAUAUGUGUUUUACUGGAAGGGUCCGGAGAUCCGGGAAAGCAGCAAAUUUGCUCAGACGCUAGCCGCAGAUAGACAGCUGCGACAGGAAAGAAGGCUGAGCCAAAGAAGAACCAGCCGACUAGAGAGUGAAGAGUAG
Messenger RNA from Talaromyces proteolyticus, 1668 nucleotides. Its product is annotated as MFS multidrug transporter. The transcript has a single exon. The coding region runs from base 1 to 1668 and encodes 555 amino acids. Gene Ontology annotation, biological process: transmembrane transport. NCBI's taxonomy places the organism in Eukaryota, Fungi, Ascomycota, Eurotiomycetes, Eurotiales, Trichocomaceae. The record is from RefSeq and is a predicted model, not a curated record. Gene Ontology annotation, molecular function: transmembrane transporter activity.